Odocoileus virginianus texanus is the source of this 1580-nucleotide messenger RNA. NCBI's taxonomy places the organism in Eukaryota, Metazoa, Chordata, Mammalia, Artiodactyla, Cervidae. The record is from RefSeq and is a predicted model, not a curated record.
AGAACCAGAAAUCAACACCACCCUGAUUCUGAUUGGCACUUGGAUUUGCAUCCAGAAGUCCAGAGAUAAGUUAACAUUGGAUUUGGGAGCACUGAGAAGACUUCACGGUAUAGAGCCGUGCUUACCCAUGGCAGAGUAUGUCUAGUGGAAUGAGAAAAGGGUCCAUUCUGAACAAUGAGGAAUCACUGGCAUAUAAAGUAGGGUAGGAAGCCCUACCUGAUGGCUCCUGCCCAAGCAGACCUUUCUGUUAGAAGAGCUUCUAGAUGGAGGAGUCAGGAGCUUCUGGGACAGACAGUCAUGCCUGAUUCUAUUCCAGCCAGAGCUAAGCCAUCCCUGAAAAUACCCCAUUCCUCUCUGUCCUAGGCUCCUCCAUAGAAGGUCAGAGUACGAAGCCUGACCAAUACUGGGUGGGAAUUCAACAUGUGUCAAAACAACUUAUGUUGUCAGAGCUGCUCACACCUCCUGAGGUCAUGGAAUGUGGAACCAACCACAGACCCCCUGAAGUGGGGAUGCAGGGUUCACAUUCAGGUGAGAGUGGACGUGCGGGGUACAAGGGACUUCCACACCAGGAGGUUCGGUCUCCUCCCGGAUGUGGUAUCCCAGUGCCUUCCUGCAGAUGAAAGGGACAGAGACCUCUCGCAGAUAUGAAGGGGUGGUCCCCUCAAGUAGAGGGAUACAGAGCCUUUGGCCUUUCUCAGCUUUUGGGUGUGCAGAUCUUCCUGGUGAGGCUCCCGAGCAUCAUUCGGCGCCCAGCAUCCCGCUAGCCCGGAUCCUCCCGCGGGCGCGCACCGGGCUUAACUCAGGCUCAGACAUCUCCACUGCCCAGGGAUCACUGAGUGUGUGGAAGGCCGGCUGUCCCGGCGCUCUGCUUCGGCAUGGGUCCUGCCAUUGAGGCAGCUUCUCAGCCUGUGCUCGUCUGAGGGUGCGCCCGUCAUGGGGGCAGCCCUCUCCCAGGGGGCCCUCAUCGCCAUCAUCUGCAACGGCCUCGUCGGGUUCUUGCUGCUGCUCCUCUGGGUCAUCCUCUGCUGGGCCUGCCACUCGCGCUCUGCCAACAUCGACUCCCUCUCCGAAUCCAGUCCCAACUCCAGCCCUGGCCCCUGUCCUGAGAAGGCACCCCCGCCCCAGAAGUCCAGCCAUGAAGGCAGCUACCUGCUGCAGCCCUGACGGCCCUUGGCCUAGCCCGGAGUCUGGGACUUAAGUCCACCUCACCUGGCACCUGGAAUCGGGAUCCCAGGGUCCAGCCGGCCUGGGGUCCAGAACUCAGAGUCCAGCCUGUGUGGAACUGGACCUAGCCGCCCAGUGUCUGGUUGGCCUGGCUCCAAGAGGGGCCCUGCUGGCCCUAGGUAGACAGGCCUGGGGCAGGGGUUCAUGAGUUGGUGCUAGGGCCAGGGCCAUCUGGACUCUCCUCCAUCCCAGCGGUCGGGGGUGGGGUCCACCCUCCCCCUAGGCCAAGCGCCUCUCGGCCCUCAAGGUUGGGGAAGCAAACUAGAAUCCAUGGCAAUAAUGGGAGGGUGUCCAGGCUGGGCCCCUCCUCUGGUCCUCCUACUGUUUGCUGGAUAAUAAAUGGAUCUAAGGCUCUA